Raphanus sativus (radish) is the source of this 1059-nucleotide messenger RNA. RefSeq lists its product as uncharacterized. The transcript is spliced from 2 exons. The record is from RefSeq and is a predicted model, not a curated record. Bases 1 to 1059 code for a protein of 352 amino acids. NCBI's taxonomy places the organism in Eukaryota, Viridiplantae, Streptophyta, Magnoliopsida, Brassicales, Brassicaceae.
AUGGCCAGAGCUACUGUCAGCCUUCAAAUUGAGAAGCUCCGUCUCCCCGAGUACAAACCCGACGAAGAGAAGGACGCAGGAUACUGUCAGCUCUUCGUCGAAACACUAAACGAACAAGCGUUAACCUGGUUCUCCCAACUCAGCGAGAACUCGAUUCGAAGUUUCCGAGACCUCUCAGCUGUGUUUCUCAAGACUUACAUCAUGUUCACAAAGCGAGCAGUAACCGCUUCUAGCCUGUGGAAUAUGGCGCAAACAAAGGACCAAAGCCUUAAAGACUACAUGGAAAAGUUCAAGACAAUCGUUUCCCGAGUCGACGUUCCCGAUCACAUCGCUAUCGACGCCUUGAUGAACACCCUCCUCGUCAAUUCGAAGUUUCGAAAGGACUUGUAUUCCAACCCUACGACUUCGCUCCCUGACGCUAUCGCCAGAUCUCACAACUUCAUCCGAAUGGAAGAAGACACCAAGGCGAUAAUCCGAAAGCAGAAAGCCGCCAAGCCUGCAGCAGCCAAGAGUGCGGGUGCUCGGACAGAGCCGCGCCAGCACGCACCAAGUGAUACUGGCAGCAAAAAGGGCGGUCUCCUCUACGUCGUAGAUGAGAACAACGCCCCCGUUUCAACCAUGGUCAUGCACGACAAAAAAUGGAAUGUCUAUCAGCGAGAAACCGACUCUCCCGAUGCGUCUCCCAGUACCCCGAGUGCUGGAACCGUGGCUAAAGUCGAUUCGGCGACGGGACCGACCAGAACGCCCAUCGAUCUUACGAAGAAUUGCAAGUAUCACGACGUCAAGGGGCACGAUACGACUGAGUGCAAAUCUCUCUACGCCCAGUUCCUCUCCUCGAUCGAAAGCGGAGAUUACAAGAUCCAGCCGCCGAAACCCAAACCGAAGGGGGAGAACAGCUGGAGCAGGAACAAAGACAAGAAAGCUCAGCGAAAAUCGCAGGGCAAAAACCAAGUUGAGGAUCCUAUCAAGUUAUCUGGUAAACUCACCAGAGCUCUUCACAGGAAGCUGCAGCACAGCCCUAAUAAUUGGGGAGCUUAUACCACUUCGAGAGUUGGGUAA